GAAGCGACUUCCAAAUGAAGGUCUCUGACAUCGUGCUUAUUUUUGGGCUCUACUUGUUUGUCCGUGUCGCCGAAUCCUUUGAAUCGUUUCGCUUUAAAACAUUGGCAAAAUAUAAUGGAAAUCCAGAAUUGGUUGGUGGGAGCUCACAUCCGUGUUACCGAGAAUGCAAAGCUGGAGAAAAUUUGACGUGCAACUAUAGUUUUACCUUGACGCAGUACACCUCGAUGAGCUACGCCUGUCGCGAUUGUCCGUUCAACGAAAACGACUGUUUUCGUGAUGGAUGUGUAUCAGCCGGUGGCUACGUGCGUCCAAUCACAGUUGCUAAUAAAAUGAUGCCUGGACCGAGCAUCCAAGUAUGCAAAAAUGACAGAAUUCGUGUUAAAAUUGUUAACGCAUUUACCAGCGAGAGUGCAACGAUUCAUUGGCACGGUAUUCAUCAAGUCGGAACUCCCUAUAUGGAUGGCACACCGUUCGUAACUCAAUGUCCUAUACCACCGCAUAAUACAUUUACCUACGAUUUCGUUGCAUCGCCUGCUGGCACACAUAUCUGGCACUCUCACAUCGGUUUCGAGGAAUCUGAUGGCCUUUACGGGAGCUUAAUCGUCCGUAAGGCAAACGAUCCUUUAUCGAAAUACUACGAUUACGAUCUAGCCGAACAUGUGAUGAUCGUCUGGCAUUGGUAUGAUUCGUCAACAGCAUUUCGAUUGGCCACCGCUCUCCACAGGAAUACUAAAGUCUCGGGUUACGGCUUACUCAUCAACGGUUUAGCCUCCGGGGCCGAAAUAAAAUAUAACGAUACGAUAUACAAAACACCGAGAAAAGUAUUCGAAGUCGACCCAGGGCGCAGAUAUCGGUUCAGGGUCAUAUUCAACAGUGCUGUAUAUUGCCCCGUGCAAAUUUCCAUAGACGAUCACAAACUUCUAAUGAUAGCUUCCGAAACUGGUACUUUUACGCCUCUUCUGGUCGAUUCUUUCAUCAUAAAUAGCGGUGAACGCUACGAUUUUGUACUCCACACUGGAGAAAAGCCUGCCAAUUAUUGGAUAAGAUAUCGAGGAUUGGGUGAUUGCCAAACUGACAGCGUUCAAGUCUCGGAAUUAGCCGUUCUCAGAUAUAGAAAUUCGAUAGUUGCAGAACCCCAGGGUGGCACUGGUUAUCACGAUGCUAUGAGAUCCGGAGUGCUUUUGAAUCCAGUACAAGUAGAUAGGUACGAUUAUACGAACAAUACAAUAUUCAAAGUAUCGGAUUUGAGCAACACUGGAAGUCCGAGGGGUCAGGACGUGUCAGGAACCCCGAAUCACACUUUUUACUUUGCUUUUUCUUUCAAUCAAUACGAUUCGUAUUUCGCUCCUGGCCCCUAUCCACAAAUCAAUAAUUUAAGUUUCGAAUACCCUCCUCUACCUCUGUUAACGGAACACGAAUAUUUGACGAGCGAUAUGUACUGCACGGAGAGUGAUGACUCGAACAAGGAUUGCGUUUACGAAUUUUGCUCGUGUCCGAUAAUCUAUCGUGUUAAAAAAGACAGUUUGGUAGAAAUAGUUUUCGUCGAUACCAGUACGAUAAGGAAUCAAGACCAUCCGAUGCAUCUGCACGGUCACGACUACCGGGUCGUAUCCAUGGAAACUGUAGGCUCCAACUGUUCUCUGGAGAUGGUUAAGAGAGCCAAUGAAGCUGGAAUGAUAUCGAAAAGACUAGAAGGAGGUCCAAUAAAAGAUACAGUCGGUGUACCGGCUAGCGGCUUCACCAUCGUCAGAUUCAUUGCUACGAAUCCAGGAUAUUGGUUUUUUCAUUGUCAUAUCGCUAAUCAUGUGGAAAUGGGAAUGGGUUUUGUGCUCCAAGUUGGAGACAGCAGGGAAAUGAUUAAGCCACCUCCGGAUUUCCCCAGAUGUGGUAGAAACGACUGUUCUCUUUAAGGCAUGAAUCACGCAGAUCUUUUCAGCUAAAUACUUUAUUGGUUAUGAAUUCCAGGAUUUCGUAAUUGAAUAUCAAUUGAAAAAAAAUUAGUGAAAAAAAGAGAGUGAAGAAAAUGAGAAAAAAAAAAGUAAACGCCAACUACGAGAAUUUUCAUAGAUAAAAUUAUUCAUGUAACUCAUUUUUAAAUGGUAUUUAUUCCAGUAAAUUGUUAUUUAGACUUCAGGAAAAAUCGUUCACCUCAAUUGGAGGUCAGUUAAGGUCGAUUAAACAUUUACGAACAGAUCCGAAUUUUUACGUAUUCACAAAGAGGAUAUGGAGUUUUGAAGUCUUGAGGCGUCCUCUGUGGACUUUCUGGAAUCAUAAAAAUUCAUCAUGGCUGUCAUUUCCGGUCAGAUUCACCAAAUCAUAUAAUCGGAGAAAACGGGAGCAUCGAAAAUUAUUGAAAAAAGUGUCUCCUACUCCUGAGCUGAAAAAAUCGCGAGAAGAUACUAAAUAAUAAACACGAAAGCAUACCCCUUCGAUUUUAGGGACUAUUUAUUCUCGUUACAACUCUUCUUCUACUAUCAACCUUCAAGAAAAAACUGUUUUUAGUGCAACGUAAAUAUGCCGGGGUAAGCGAUGACGAUUGCUCUCAUUCUAUUUUUGGAAAUGACUCCACAACAACGCCCUUCGUGUAAUUUCCUGUUGCCUAAUUCGCUGAUGCUUUUUUUGUUUACUGUCUGUUUAACCUUCGAUAUUAACGUUAUUUUGAGAAAAUACGGUAAAUAAUUAUUUUACAAUGUAAUAACUGUCUACAAUGUCAAAAUUCUAACCUAUAAAGCAGUUUUAUUGUACCAUUUUAAUAAAAAAUUCUCUUUGUGCCUUAA
This is a messenger RNA of Venturia canescens, 2777 nucleotides long. RefSeq names its product laccase-2-like. Bases 15 to 1910 code for a protein of 631 amino acids. The transcript has 8 exons. NCBI's taxonomy places the organism in Eukaryota, Metazoa, Arthropoda, Insecta, Hymenoptera, Ichneumonidae. The record is from RefSeq and is a predicted model, not a curated record. Gene Ontology annotation, molecular function: copper ion binding; oxidoreductase activity.